AUGCAUUUCUCCAAGGCUCUUGUCUGGGGCAUUUCCAUUGCCACCGUCACCGCGGCGGCUUUGCCCGCAGAUGAUACUGAGACAUCGGGCUUGACCUGCGAGUUCCGCGCCGGUGACUCAGCCUGUGCAGCUCAUUGCGCUGAAAAGGGCCAAAAGUUUCAGUCUUGUGCCCCUGAGUGCAAGUGUUCGGGUUCUUCUCUGUCGGACUCGCUCAAGAGACUCCUGAAGAGACAGAAAGGUAAGACCACUACCAGCAAGGCUGCUGCUGCAACCUCCAAGGCUGCCACAACCUCCAAGGCUGGUACUACUACCUCUAAGGCUGGUACUACUACCUCUAAGGCCGGAACAACUACUUCCAAGGCUGGCACCUCAAAGGCUGCUACGACAUCAAAGGCUGGUACCACCUCAAAGGCCGGCACCACAUCCAAGGCUGCCACCACUUCAAAGGCUGGCACUACAUCUAAGGCUGGUACCACUUCGAAGGCUGGCACCACCACUUCGAAGGCCGGCACCACCUCAAAGGCCGGCACCACAUCCAAGGCUGCCACCACAUCCAAGGCUGCCACCACUUCGAAGGCUGGUACUACUACCUCUAAGGCCGGAACAACUACUUCCAAGGCUGGCACCACCACUACCUCUAAAGCUAGCACUACCAGCACUACCACAUCCAAGGCUGGUACCACUACCUCCAAGGCUGGUACUACUACCUCCAAGGCUGGUACCACUACCUCCAAGGCUGAUACCACUACCUCCAAGGCCGGAACAACUACUUCCAAGGCUGGUACCACCACUACCUCUAAAGCUAGCACUACCAGCACCACCACAUCCAAGGCAUCUUCCACAUCCUCCACAUCCUCCACCUCCUCCACCUCGUCCAAGACCUCCACUUCCACCAGCUCCGCUUCAUCCUCCAAGGCGUCGACUACCUCAAGCGUAGCUUCAGUUCAGAAGGACACUACUUCGACCAGCUCCACCUCAUCCCAGAAAUCUUCCAGCGCCUCGUCCUCUGCCUCUACCUCAUCCGGAAAGUCUGACUCCUCUGAGAAGUCCACUUCCAAGGCUGAUGACGCCUCGUCAACAAAGGUCGCGGUUGACCCCGCUGGUGUUUCCACUACUUCCCAGGCCACUUCCGAUGCUGAGCCAACUGAUGACGACGAGGAGUCUACCAGUAAGCCCACUGAGGUUUCCACCAGUGCUGAAGACAGUGAGCCAACUGAUGAUGCUACCACCACUGCUUCUGAUGAGGAGGUAUCUGAGUCUUCCACCAAGCCCACUUCAACAUCCGAGGGUGUGGAUGAUGAGCCAACCACAACAUCGAAGGCAGAUGGCAAGACAACGACUGCUGUUGAUGAUGAAGAGUCUACCACAACAUCUAAGGUUGCCGAGAAGACAACCACUUCAGAAGACGUUGACGACGAGACUACCUCAGCCGAUGCUGAAGAGCCAACCACAACCUCAAAGGCUGCUGACAAGUCAACUACCUCUGAGGCUGUUGAUGAGGAAACCACUUCAGCAGAUGUUGGCGAGCCUACCACAACCUCCAAGGCUGUCGAGAUGACAACCACCUCUGAUGAUGUUGAUGAGUCCACUACUACCUCUGAGACCGUUGAUGAGGAGACCACUUCAGCCGAUGUAGAUGAGCCUACCACAACUUCCAAGGCUGCCGAGAAGUCAACUACCUCUGACGCUGUCGACGAUGAGCCCACUACCACCUCUGAAGACAUUGAUGAGCCCACUACUGCUUCUGAGACCGUUGAUGAUGAGACUACAUCCGCCGAUGUAAAUGAGCCCACCACCACCGCCGAUGAGCCCGAUGAUGAGACUACCACCUUCAUCGACCCCGUGACCAAAAAGGCUUCUACAACUGAGGACCCUGUUGAUGAGCCUACAACAACUGCUGACGUUGAUGACGAGACCACUACAUCCGCAGUUGACGAUGAGCCUACCACCACUGAGACUGACGAUGAGCCCACAACAACUGAUGUUGACGACGAGCCUACCACAACCUCAAAGGCAGCUGAAGAGAAGAGCACCUCCGAGGACCCUGUUGACGAGCCCACUACCACCUCCAAGGCUGGUAAUGACAAGACUACAUCUGAAUCCGUCGAUGAGCCCACCACUACCUCUGACGUUGACGAAGAGCCAACCACCAGCUCCAAGGCUGACGAGAAGACCACCACUGAGGAUACUGUUGAUGAGCCUACUACAACUUCUGAGGAUGUUGACGAGCCCACCACCAGCUCCAAAGCCGGCGAGAAGACAACUACUUCUGAGGAUGUCGAUGAGCCUACUACAACUUCCAAAGCGGACGAGAAGUCCACCUCUGAGGAUCCCGUUGACGAGCCCACUACUACCUCCAAGGCUGACGAAAAGACUACUUCUGAGGAUCCUGUCGACGAGCCUACUACAACUUCCAAGGCCGAUGAAAAGACAACGACCUCUGAGGAUGUUGACGAGCCAACCACCACCUCCAAGGCUGAUGAGAAGACCACAUCUGAUAUUACCAUUGAUGAGCCCGUUACCAAGGUUGUCUCUACUUCUUCUGAUGCGGAUGAGCCGUCCACUACUUCCAAGGCAGCAGAUGAGAAGACUACCUCCAAGGAUACUGUUGAAGAGUCUACUACUUCGUCUGAGACACCCGAGGAGAAGACUACAACUUCUGCUGAUGUGGUCGAUGAGCCUACCACUACUGCCAAAUCCGCCGCCGAGUCUACUACAUCUGCAGAUGAGGAGACCUCCAGUGAAGCAAGCGCCCCCACGACUCUCGUGACACUAACCAAGACAACAUCUCAGGUCGCGGAUGAGGAGACAACUUCUUCUGCCGAUGAGAAGACCACCUCGGCUGAUGUCGAUACCAAGUCUACUUCGACCUCUGCUGCCGCGGAUGAGGAGACUACUACUUCCAAGGCUACCGAGGAGAAGCCAACAUCUUCUGAAGCCGUUGAUGAGGAGACUUCCACCACCUCGGAGAGCAAGGCUGCUUCCACCUCCGCUGCCGAUGAGCCCUCUUCAACCCCUUCGGCUGCUGCUGAUAAAACUACUUCUUCUGUUGCUGACGAGGAGACAUCUACCGCUUCUGUGGCCAAGGUCUCUUCUACCUCUGCCGAUGAGGAGUCUUCCACGACUUCAGCUGCUGCUGGUAAGACUACUUCUUCUGCUGCUGAUGAGGAGACUUCUACUGCAUCAGAGAGCAAGACUGCUUCUAGCUCUGCUGUCGAUGAGCCUUCUUCUACCCCCUCGGCUGCUGGUAGUGCCUCCACAUCCGCUGCUGCUAAAGAGACAUCUACGGCCUCUGAGGUCAAGGCCUCUUCCACCUCUGCUGAGGAGGAGUCUUCCACGACUUCGGCUGCUACUGAUAAGACUACUUCAUCUGUCGCUGACGAGGAAACCUCUUCCGCCUCUGAGAGCAAGGCUGCUACUAGCUCCGCUGCUGACAAGACUACAUCAUCAGCUGCUGAUAAAGAAUCUUCCACUACUGCAGCUGGUGCUUCCACCACAUCAGCUGCUGCCGCUGCUUCCACCACGUCAUCUACUGCUGAUAAGACUACAUCAUCUGCCGCUGAGGCUGAGUCUUCUACAUCUGCCGCUGCCGCUGCUUCCACCACAUCAGCUGCUGCUGCCGAGGAAGAGUCUUCUACUACCUCGGCUGCUGCCUCCACCACAUCAUCUGCUGCUGCAGUAUCAACUACCUCAUCUGUCGCUGAAGAGAAGGCUUCUUCAUCUUCAGCUGCUGCCGCUGCUUCCACAACUUCAUCUGCUGCCGCUGCUUCCACUACAUCAGCUGCUGCCGCUGCUUCCACCACAUCAGCUGCUGCCGCUGCUUCCACCACAUCAGCUGCUGCCGCUGCUUCCACCACAUCAGCUGCUGCCGCUGCUUCCACCACAUCAGCUGCUGCCGCUGCUUCCACCACAUCAGCUGCUGCCGCUGCUUCCACCACGUCAUCUACUGCUAAUAAGACUACAUCAUCUGCCGCUGAGGCUGAGUCUUCUACAUCUGCCGCUGCCGCUGCUUCAACUACCUCAUCUGCUGCUGCUGCCUCCACCACUUCAUCUGCUGCAGAGGAGACUACAGCCACUACUCUCUCAACCGUAGUCAAGUCCAGUGUGCCAACCACAAGCUCAGCUGCAGAGGGGACAUCUUCUGAGACACCUUCUACCUCAGAUAGCAAGCCAUCAACCACAUCCGCUGCUGCAGAGGCGUCCACUUCUGGCCCUGCGACAUCAUCUGCGGCGGACCCUCAGCCUACCACGAUGUCGACGGUGGUCAAGUCUGAUAGCGCGACUACCACGUCAGAGGAGCCAGCUGCUCAGAGCUAA
Molecule: messenger RNA, 4317 nt
Organism: Fusarium sp. VM40
Lineage: Eukaryota; Fungi; Ascomycota; Sordariomycetes; Hypocreales; Nectriaceae
Source: the annotation of a GenBank genome assembly